Silurus meridionalis is the source of this 2128-nucleotide messenger RNA. It is a transcript of the gene lhx8a, whose product is annotated as LIM homeobox 8a. NCBI's taxonomy places the organism in Eukaryota, Metazoa, Chordata, Actinopteri, Siluriformes, Siluridae. The transcript is spliced from 8 exons. Gene Ontology annotation, cellular component: nucleus. The record is from RefSeq and is a predicted model, not a curated record. The coding region runs from base 696 to 1706 and encodes 336 amino acids. Gene Ontology annotation, molecular function: RNA polymerase II transcription regulatory region sequence-specific DNA binding; DNA-binding transcription factor activity, RNA polymerase II-specific. Gene Ontology annotation, biological process: forebrain neuron development; neuron differentiation; regulation of transcription by RNA polymerase II.
AGCUGUUUCUCCUGGUCUGAGUGACUGUGGAGAAGUUUCGCUUUUACUUUUUUCAAGUUUCAUUCCUUUUUUUUGUUUUGUUUUUUAAUCCCAAAUAUUGGAUUACCUCUUAUUCCUCAUUCAGCAUUUUACGGAGAUAAACACCACCAAAAGUCUCGAAUGAUAGACUUAUUUAAGACUUUGGUUUGCACACACUUCUAAAGGACCUGAAGACACUUAUUUAUUUAUGUAUUUAUUAUUUUGACAUUUUUGCAAAUCGGUCAAAUCCUUUCCAGGUUUUAGAAGGGAAACUAAUUAACGCCUGGAGCCUGUUCUCUUCUCCCGACAUCAUCACCUUCAGCUGUGCUGCAGUCUGCUCGGCUUUGAUUUCCACAUGCAGUGGAACAUCUAAAGCCUGGUGUUCCUCAUGCUCGGGUUUUUUUAAAGUUGUUUUUAAAUGUACAAGGCUUUAUUUCUCAUAAUGUCAAUUGAAAGCUGUUUGGCGAAAGAGUGCUGUUAUUAAUUCAAGAGCCUCGUGUGUGGGGGGGGUGAUAAUUUCAGGGGUGGUGGAGGUGAAGGUAGGAUGGGGGGGUAUUAUCUUUUGCACCGUGCCCGUUGCCAUGGUUAUUAACGGGGCGGCCGCAGAGGUUAAAAGGGCGGCGGCUCGGAGCGCGCGACUCUCCGGUUGACGCGUCUGCACACUUGUGCUGGUCGUAAUGCCGCAAAACUGCGAAGCGCACACACUCCUGCAGGAGGAAAACAUUCUGAGCUCAACUCAAGACAUUUUGGAAGAAGUGUCGUGUCCGUCGUCUUCUGUCUCGUCGCCCACCGUGUCUUCUCCCCAUGCCAUGACUGAGAAAGCCAUCUGCACGAGCUGCGGCAUGGAAAUAGUGGACAAAUACCUGCUCAAGGUAAACGACAUGUGCUGGCACGUGCGCUGUCUGUCGUGCAGCGUGUGCCAGACGUCUCUCGGACGCCACAUCAGCUGCUACAUCAAAGAGAAAGAGAUUUUCUGUAAACUCGAUUAUUUCAGGAAAUAUGGGACCCGCUGCGCUCACUGCGGCAGGAACAUCCACUCCAACGACUGGGUUCGCCGAGCCAAAGGGAACACCUACCACCUGGCCUGCUUCGCCUGCUUCUCCUGCAAGCGGCAGCUGUCUACAGGAGAGGAGUUUGCUCUGGUAGACGAGAGAGUGCUUUGCCGUGUGCACUACGACCGCAUGCUGGACAACCUGAAACGUGCCAUGGAGAACGGAAAAGGAGUGAAUGUAGAAGGAGCUGUACCUUCAGAACAGGAAGUGAACCAGCCCAAGCCUGCGAAGAGAGCGAGGACGAGCUUCACAGCCGACCAGCUGCAGGUAAUGCAGGCUCAGUUUGCUCAGGACAACAACCCAGACGCCCAGACGCUGCAGAAACUGGCUGAGAGAACCGGCCUCAGCCGCCGAGUUAUUCAGGUCUGGUUUCAGAACUGCCGAGCUCGUCAUAAGAAGCAUGUGAGUCCGAAUCACUCGUCCACGGCUCCGGUGUCAUCCCUGCAGCCGGGCAGACUUUCCCCACCUCUGAUGGAGGAGCUGCAGUACACUGCGUUCACUCCGGUCGACACGCCCAUGCUCACCACUCUGCACUCGUACAUGGACGGUCAGUUCAACCCUGUCCAGUCUCCGUCGCUGGUGUUCCAGCCUCUUUUGCCCCACUCGAUGACACAGCUGCCAAUCAGCCAUGCCUGAAAGAAACCCCGCCCACUUCACUCUCUCAACCAAUCAGGUCAGAAUCUAGAGGAAAGCAUGAGGAACUUUAUCAUCACUCUGUUCGAACCGUGUCUUGCACCACGAACCCCCAUAACUCUGUUCAUGAGCGUUUACUGAAGGAUGGUCCAAGAAAACAAAGCUUUUCGAUGUUCUUUGUGAACAGCUGAAGUUUUUUGUUUGUUUGUUUAAUAUAUAAAUAUCUAUAUAACGGUUGAAUUCAAUCACCUUUAAUUUAUUUGUUGUAUGUGACUGAGCACUUUGUUUUGAAAUAAAUUUAUGAUGGAAGUCUUAGUUCCUGGUUUUUGUCGAUGUACAGCUGCUUUUUUUUUUUUGUGUGUGUGGAUGAAUUUUGGUGUUUGGAAGCUGAACAAAAUGCCAAUAAAAUGUUCAAUGCUACUGGA